AGACGUAAUAGCGAUUAGACGUCGCGACCACUAGUGACCAUGGAUUUGCAAACCAGCAGCAGGAAAACGCAUUCCCAUUCGUUCAUACAACCAAUUUAUAUGCCACCACUACACCGCCAACGGGCAUCCCGAUUCAUACUAUUAAACUUUUCUCUUUUCCUUCUUCUUCUUCUUCCUCAACUUCCAAAAACAUGGCUUCUUUAACAGGCAUCACUGCCCAUAUCCUCUCUCCACUUACCAAACCCACCACAGAAUCAAAGAAUCCCAAUUCAUUUUGCAUCACUCUUUCGCUCCCUUCUUCCCGAAUCUUGUCCAAAUCAAACCCAUCUCUGAAUUCAGUUCUUUCCACCAAAAAGAGGCCCAAUUGGGCUGUUAACUCGGUCGCGGAGGACAGGGAGGUGGUUACUGCGGAGGCCAGGGUUUUAAAGGAUAAAGAAGAAGAACCCAAUGUUGGGAUUGGACAGGAAUUGGAGGGAGAGAACCGUAUGCCUAGUUUUGGGUCUGAAGAUUAUGAUAAGUUUGUGGGUAGGGGAAUUAAUGCUGCUAUUGUUCUGGGUUUUGGUACUAUUGCUAUCACCAAGUUGCUCACCAUUGAUCAUGAUUAUUGGCAAGGAUGGACCCUCUAUGAGGUACUGAGAUAUGCACCUGAACACAAUUGGGUUGCCUAUGAAGAAGCUCUUAAAUCAAACCCGGUAUUAGCGAAAAUGGUGAUUAGUGGAGUUGUCUACUCAAUAGGAGAUUGGAUUGCUCAAUGUUAUGAAGGGAAACCGCUUUUUGAAUUUGAUCGGACACGUAUGUUUAGAUCAGGCCUUGUUGGGUUCUUGCUUCAUGGGUUCCUUUCUCAUUAUUAUUACCAGUUCUGCGAGGCUCUUAUCCCUUUUGAUGAUUGGUGGGUAGUCCCUGCAAAAGUGGCAUUUGACCAAACUGCAUGGGCAGCACUUUGGAACAGCAUCUAUUUCGUUGUUUUGGGUUUCUUGCGUCUGGAGUCCCCAGAAAAUACUUUUAACGAACUGAAGGCAACCUUUUGGCCAAUGUUGACUGCAGGAUGGAAGCUAUGGCCUUUUGCUCAUUUGAUUACCUAUGGCGUGGUCCCCAUAGAGCAAAGGCUUCUUUGGGUGGACUGCGUGGAGCUCAUCUGGGUUACCAUACUAUCCACUUAUUCAAACGAGAAAGCUGACAUUCGAAUAUCAGAAGCAUCAAUGGAAGCAAAGUCCGGUUCACCAAGCAAUUCCCACAAGGAGUGAUUGUGUAAAUGACUUGAAAGUACAUACAAUUGAACCAUGUGUAAGUUUUAUGGUGAAAUAGCAGUUGGAAGAGGGUUACCGAAAUCAUCAUUUCCGUUGUUUCAAGACGGAGAUAUGCUUGUACGAAGAACGUGCUCAUAAUUGGCGAUCUUUGUCUACCGGGCUGCUGUAGGUUAUGGACGCUAAACCACUUUUAAUCUAAUACCAUUGACUAUUUAUCUUUUUCUUUCCUUUUUUUGUAUUUGUAUUUUGAUUGUCGGGAUAGGAGGGGAAGCUAAAAUGUAUUGUAAGAAGAAGCUUGUGAUAGUACAACAAUACCGUGUGUAAUUCUUUUUUUGUGUUAGCAUUUGUUCUUGAGUUGAGAUACAUAUGAGACAUACCAAUUCCUCUUUCAUGUUUACUAGAUGUUCAGGCUCGUCUAAA
Molecule: messenger RNA, 1667 nt
Organism: Rhododendron vialii
Lineage: Eukaryota; Viridiplantae; Streptophyta; Magnoliopsida; Ericales; Ericaceae
Exons: 7
Coding region: 192-1244 (350 amino acids)
Cellular component (GO): cytoplasm; membrane
Source: RefSeq, a predicted model, not a curated record